AUGGAGCUCUGUCGACUCCUACCACGAGUAACAGCUAGAAAGCCACUGUUGAAGACUGUCGCCCAUUAUUCGGCACGCACCAGGGUGGGGGAGGAGUCCCAUGAUUUGUUCGACUAUUCGUCAGGGAGAUGGAUGUGUGUUGAGACCACCAUCCAUGCCUUCCGACUGCAAAGUAGACGGCGCUGCUUCGAUAUUUCGGAGCUUAAACGGCUCGCUGUCCCCUCGAUACAGCAGCGAACGGAAGAUGUUGCCAAGUUUGAGAAGCUCGCAGAAGGAGGCUUCAAUCGAGCCUUUCUCAUAACCAUGCAUGAUGGCUCUCAGCUGGUUGCUCGCAUUCCCUAUCUAGUGACGGCACCAGGGGAUCUUCUCGUCGCGAGUGAGGUGGCCGCCAUGGAUUUCCUUCGCUCCCACGGUAUACCUGUUCCAAAAGUUUACGGCUACUCGACAGCGUCAACGAAUCCCGCUGGCAUGGAGUACAUCUUUAUGGAACUUAUGCGUGGUAGAAAUUUGGGAGGUGUCUGGUUUGACUCGUCGGAAAGACAGAGGAUUACCUUUCCCGCAAGCGGAAGUCUUUACUACCGUGACGAUAUUCAGAGCGAAGAGGCCGGAAUCGUCGUUCCCACUACGGACCAUUUGUCCGAUGACAGUCGUUUUUGCAUCAGACCCGACACAACGCUCCGAUUGUGGUUCGGCAAACGAUUCACGCUGCCCGUUGACCGUGGUCCCUACAAGGAUUGUUUAGCUGCGUUGAAUGCAGGCGAAAAAAAGGAGAUUUCAUAUCUGACAAAGUAUGGACACCCUAUUCAACCUUUCCAGCGUCUUCGCAGGGAGAUCUACGACUAUAAGCCCCGUUCACAUUUGGAUCACUUGAUGAAUUUGAGACAGUACCUGCAAAUCGCACCACGUUUGAUACCACACCAUGAUCCAACCCUGGCACGUCCUGUCAUGCGACACCCAGAUCUCCAACCCAAGGCUAUAUUCGUCUCUGACAAAUUCGAAAUCACUGGUUUGAUUGGCUGGAGCACUCUGCUAUCCCACACCUUCAUGUUCCCUUAUCACGAGGAGGCCCUGGGCCUUCCUUGCCGCUCUAGGUUCGCCGCAAAAAUGCUCGGCUUUUGA
This is a messenger RNA of Nannizzia gypsea CBS 118893, 1119 nucleotides long. Its product is annotated as protein kinase subdomain-containing protein. Lineage: Eukaryota; Fungi; Ascomycota; Eurotiomycetes; Onygenales; Arthrodermataceae. Gene Ontology annotation, cellular component: mitochondrion. Bases 1 to 1119 code for a protein of 372 amino acids. The transcript has 4 exons. The record is from RefSeq and is a predicted model, not a curated record.